Synchiropus splendidus (mandarinfish) is the source of this 2264-nucleotide messenger RNA. RefSeq names its product cilia- and flagella-associated protein 91-like. Lineage: Eukaryota; Metazoa; Chordata; Actinopteri; Syngnathiformes; Callionymidae. The coding region runs from base 81 to 1976 and encodes 631 amino acids. The transcript has 16 exons. The record is from RefSeq and is a predicted model, not a curated record.
CAUAAUAACAGGGCCUCAAAUUGAGUAGUUUGAAUUUGAACGGCACAUUUUGAUUGUUGGAAGAAGAAUCAGACCACAAAAUGGCUGUCCCGUCCAGGCUCAUGUGUGUGGCCUACAACCCGGCGUACAUGACCCAACUGAACACUGCUGUGCCGCUGCCAGGCUUCAGCGACCACCGCUGGCGGAGGCGGGCGGAGCAACGGAGGCACGCUCUGCAGCAGCUGGCGGGAUCCAUUCCGAAAUUUCAAGGCUGGAGAUGUGCAAACCGCUUCCGCGCAGCAUCUCAUAAGAGACGUGUGGAUGACUACAAAGUGGACACAACAUCUAGUGGUGAUAAACCUGUCCCCAAAUCCUCCAAUCUGACCACGGGGAUCCAGACGGACUGCAGGGACGGCGAGACUCAGACGGACAUAUACAGUCCUCCGUAUGUUGUCCAGCCGGGGACGACUCCGGCCGAGCUCCUCACGCUGGCCGUGUUGACUUGGGGGCGGGGUCUUCCUGCGCGCAUCGAAGAGGUGGAGCUGAUUGAGCGUGCGCGCGCCAAGCGGGUGUGGGAGGCCAAGCUCCCGCCCCUGGAGGACCUGACUCAGCUGGACCGAAGGAAGCGCAUGAUGGACCGGAUGGAGGCCAAUGAGUGGGCCUUCAGGGAGGGAGAGAUCAAGAAGCUGCAGGACGCUCGGUACAACGUCCUGCGCGACCUGCUGAAUCUCCGAAACAAGAGCGAAAUCCACUUCACCGUGGAAAGGCUGAAGGAGAUGCAAUCGGAGCUAGUCAAGAAGAACGACAGCCGCUUGAACAAGAUCAACAACGACCACGCGAGGUGCCUGAGGAAAUUACAGUCCUGGCGGACGAACGUGGAGCUGAAGCUGCUCAGACAGGACGUGGUCGACGACCUACCGGAGGACUUUCUGCCCAAAUACAUCCCCUUCACAGAGAAGUGGGAUCCCUACGCUGACAUAUAUGAGGACCUGGUGGUGGAUCCGGGCGUUGUGGUGGUGGAGGCGCCGAAGCCGUGGCCUCCACCGAAAGAGCUUGAUAUUGUGAACACCUUCAAGACUCUGAGGGAGGAGCUGCGAUUGAUGCGGCGGCCUUUAGGCUUCCGUGUCAAGAAGGAGAAGCCAGUCACUCGUCCUGCCACCCCGACGGUGGAAGAGCUGCCAGAGGGAGAGGAGGAGAAGGAGCUGGCCGUCAUUCUACUGCAGAAACUACUGAGAGGACGAAGCAUGCAGUACAUGAUGCUGAACGGCAAGGAGGACAACCUGGAGCUCAUAAAAGAGCUGAGGUCAGUCCAUGCUCUCCAGAAGAGGGAGCAGGAUCUACUGAUGCUGGAGAAGGAGUCCAUACUGGACCUCAAAACAAUGAGGGAUCAAAAUAACCAUGAGGUCACCCUGGAGGAGGCGUCGCAGGCCCAGAUCAUCGGCGCGGAGCUGGAGAACCUGCUGGACACCUUCUCCAAGGAGCUGAUCCAGCUGCAGGAGGAGCGGAGGAUCCACGCGUUAGCGCUGUUAGCCGAGCGAGAUCGUCUUGUCCGAGAGGCGGAGGAGAGCGGCAGGCGGCAGGUGGAGGAGCACCGGCGGAAAGAAGAAGACAAGAUCUUCAGAGACGUGGUGAAGGUGAACCAGGAGACGGUGGAUUUGUACCUGGAGGACAUCAUCCUCGACACGGUGGAGUUCACAGCGGACCAGCAGGCCAGAGAGGAGAUCCACAGGUUGGCCAGGGAGGUCAAUGACAUCGCCUACGCUCUGGAAGAAAGUCGAAACAACCUUCAGUCGGAGGAGAUUGUGUCGGAGCUGAUGUACAGCUUCCUCAUCCCGGAAGUGGAGAAGAUUUCACUGAGACAAAAAGUGCACCAGAGGCAGCAACGUCACCUGCAGGCAGCUCGCAGCAUCAUAUACGGAGCUGCCGAGGACUCCGACUUCCUCCCGACGCUGGAUGGCGAUGAGGAGGAUGAAGACCUGCCGGAAGAUGAAUCUUAACCUGGCCACAUUCCAUGUACUGUGGCAGAAAACCGACGAAAGGUGCAACCCAUACUUUACACUGUUGCCAACUUUUGAAUCAUGCCAAUGUUGCCAAUAUGGAGCCUGUUGAUGAAUCAAGACCAACAAACAGAGAAGGUAAUCCGUUAUGUAUUUUACAUUUUUAAAGCGAUUUAAAUGAAGUCGCGUUGUUAAUGCGGUAUAUUUGUCAUUUUAAUUGUGUUCAACUCCUCAGUGAAGAUGAGUCGAACUGUGCAAACAACUUUAUGAAAGCCAGGUGUGAAUAAA